Rattus rattus (black rat) is the source of this 2484-nucleotide messenger RNA. RefSeq names its product vascular cell adhesion molecule 1 (gene Vcam1). NCBI's taxonomy places the organism in Eukaryota, Metazoa, Chordata, Mammalia, Rodentia, Muridae. The record is from RefSeq and is a predicted model, not a curated record. Gene Ontology annotation, molecular function: integrin binding. Bases 92 to 2311 code for a protein of 739 amino acids. Gene Ontology annotation, cellular component: membrane. Gene Ontology annotation, biological process: cell-cell adhesion. The transcript has 9 exons.
UCACACCAGCCUGGCUGGCUUUGGGAGCUGAACACUUUUCCCAGACACUUUCACGUGGGGCACAAAGAAGGCUUUGAAGCAGAGACUUGAAAUGCCUGUGAAGAUGGUCGCGAUCUACGGAGCCUCAACGGUACUUUGGAUACUGUUUGCAGUCUCUCAAGCUUUUAAAAUCGAGAUCUCCCCUGAAUACAAAACGCUCGCUCAGAUUGGAGACUCCAUGCUCCUGACUUGCAGCACCACAGACUGUGAGUCGCCAUCAUUUUCUUGGAGAACCCAGAUAGACAGUCCACUAAAUGGGAAGGUGAAGACAGAGGGGGCCAAGUCCGUUCUGACCAUGGACCCUGUCAGCUUUGAGAAUGAACACUCUUACCUGUGCACAGCAACAUGUAACUCUGGGAAACUGGAAAGAGGAAUCCAAGUGGACAUCUACUCAUUCCCUAAGGAUCCAGAGAUUCAAUUCAGUGGCCCCCUGGAGGUUGGGAAGCCGGUCAUGGUCAAGUGUUUGGCUCCUGAUGUUUACCCAAUUGACAGACUGGAGAUAGAACUGUUCAAGGGUGACCGUCUCAUGAAGACUCAGGAUUUUGUACAAGAGGUGGCAAAGAAGUCUCUGGAAACCAAGAGUUUGGAAGUCACCUUUACUCCUGUCAUUGAGGAUAUUGGAAAGUCUCUUGUUUGCCGAGCUAAAUUACACAUUGACCAAACUGAUUCUAUGCCCAAAGAAAGGGAGACUGUCGAAGAACUACAAAUCUACACCUCCCCCAAGAAUACAGAGAUCUCCGUACAUCCCUCCACAAGGCUACAUGAGGGUGCUGCUGUGACGAUGACAUGUUCCAGCGAGGGUCUACCAGCUCCUGAGAUUUUCUGGAGCAAGAAAUCAGAUAAUGGAGUUCUACAGCUCCUCUCAGGAAAUGCCACCCUCACCUUAAUUGCUAUGAGGAUAGAAGAUUCUGGAAUCUAUGUGUGUGAAGGAGUGAAUCUGGUUGGGAAAGACAAAACAGAAGUGGAAUUAAUUGUUCAAGAGAAACCAUUUACUGUUGACAUCUCCCCUGGAUCUCAGGUGGCUGCACAGGUUGGGGAUUCCGUUGUUCUGACAUGUGCUGCUGUUGGCUGUGACUCUCCCUCCUUUUCUUGGAGAACCCAGACAGACAGCCCUCUCAAUGGGGAGGUGAGGGAUGAAGGGGCUACAUCCACACUGACGCUGAGCCCUGUGAGUGUUGAGGAUGAGCACUCUUACCUGUGCACUGUGACCUGUCAGCGAAGGAAAGUGGAGAAGACAAUCCAAGUGGAGGUCUACUCAUUCCCUGAAGACCCAGAAAUUGAAAUAAGUGGACCACUUGUACACGGGAGACCUGUCACUGUCAACUGCACAGUCCCUAAUGUGUACCCCUUUGACCAUCUGGAGAUUGAACUACUGAAGGGGGAGACUACACUGUUGAAUAAAUUUUUAAGGGAGGAAAUUGGCACAAAGUCUCUAGAGACCAAAAGUUUGGAAAUGACCUUCAUCCCCACUGCUGAAGACACCGGGAAAGCUCUUGUUUGCCUCGCUAAGUUACACAGCAGUCAACUGGAGUCUGAACCCAAACAAAGGCAGAGUACACAGACGCUUUAUGUCAAUGUUGCUCCGAAGGAACCCACCAUCUGGGUUAGCCCCUCUCCUGUCCCAGAGGAGGGCAGUCCUGUGAACCUGACCUGCUCAAGUGAUGGUUUUCCAGCUCCCAAAAUCCUGUGGAGCAGACAGCUAAAGAACGGGGAACUGCAGCCUCUUUCUCAAAAUACAACACUCUCCUUCAUGGCUACAAAAAUGGAAGAUUCCGGCAUUUAUGUAUGUGAAGGGAUUAAUGAGGCUGGAAUUAGCAAAAAAUCAGUUGAACUGAUUAUCCAAGGCUCUUCGAAGGACAUACAGCUUACAGUCUUCCCAUCUAAGAGCGUCAAAGAGGGAGACACUGUCAUUAUCUCCUGUACUUGUGGAAGUGUGCCCGAAAUAUGGAUAAUUCUGAAAAAGAAAGCCAAGACAGGAGACCUGGUGCUAAAGUCUGUUAAUGGCUCGUACACCAUCCGCAAGGCACAGCUGCAGGAUGCCGGAGUAUACGAGUGUGAAUCGAAAACCGAAGUCGGCUCGCAGUUGCGAAGUUUAACACUUGAUGUGAAAGGAAAAGAAAAUAACAAGGACUAUUUUUCCCCCGAACUCCUUGCACUCUACUUUGCAUCCUCCUUGGUAAUACCCGCCAUCGGGAUGAUCAUUUACUUUGCAAGAAAAGCCAACAUGAAAGGAUCGUACAGUCUGGUGGAGGCACAGAAGUCAAAAGUGUAGCUAACGUCUGAGCUGUUGGAGAAAAGACAUUAUUUAUAAACCCCGGACCCUUCAUACUCUUUAUUGCAGCACCGUUCCCCCUCCACAAACCAAGCUAUGCAUUCAGACUUCCCAGAACCCUUCUUGGCAAAGAAGGAAAAGAAGUGGCCACUUGAUCCCUUGCUGAGUGCAAG